CCUUCUCUUUGGUCCUUUUUUCCUUUCAUCAUCCAUUCUUAUACUAAUAGAGUGUUCCAAAACAACAACAACUACAAAAGACACUAAUAUGGAUGCUUUCUCUUCCUCUUUCCUAUCUCGACUAUCCCAAAAUCCCAAACUUUCAACUUCUCUAAUCACUUCUUCAUCAACAAACAUUGCUUUAUUACACGUUUCAGCUGUUAGAAUUGAAGAUAGGCCUCAAACUACAAUCAAUGCCAAUCCCACCACCACCACCACCACAGCACCACCAUCAUCUAAGCCCCUUAGAAAAGAAAUCCCAACAAAAUAUACGCCUGCAAAAUCCACACCACCAAAAACGCAAUCACCACAACGGCAAAAGCCUUCAAGAAAGCUAGUAGAACCAUCAUUGCCCACUGUCUUCUUUAAUGCAGUUGAUGACUUCAUAAACACUUUUAUUGAUCCUCCAACUCGCCGUUCUGUUGAUCCCAAAUAUUUCCUGUCGAACAACUUUGCACCGGUUGAUGAACUCCCUCCGACCGAAUGUGAGGUGGUUGAAGGCUCCCUUCCACCGUGCCUCGACGGUGCCUACUUCCGCAACGGCCCAAACCCUCAAUUCCUCCCGCGCGGGCCAUACCACUUGUUCGACGGCGAUGGAAUGAUACACUCCAUCAAAAUCUCCCAAGGAAGAGCCACACUCUGUAGCCGGUACGUGAAAACUUACAAGUACAUGAUCGAGCGGGACUUGGGCUCUACUGUGAUGCCCAACGUGUUCUCCGGCUUCAACGGCCUAACACCCUCUGCUGCCAGGGUUGCCCUGGCUGCUGCCCGAAUUUUAACCGGCCAAUUCAACCUAGCCAAGGGCUUCGGCCUGGCCAACACUAGCUUGGCUCUGUUCGGUGGGAAACUGUUCGCUUUAGGCGAAUCAGACCUUCCUUAUACAGUAAAAUUAACACAAAAUGGAGAUUUGCUAACCAUAGGCCGUCAUGACUUUGAUGGUAAGCUUAUUGUGAGCAUGACUGCACACCCCAAAAUCGACCCUGAAACAGGUGAAGCAUUCGCAUUCAGGUACGGGCCAAUGCCUCCAUUUCUAAACUUCUUCAGAAUCAAACCUGAUGGUACGAAAGAACCCGACAUCCCGAUUUUCUCCAUGACGCGUCCUUCAUUUCUUCAUGAUUUUGCUAUCACCAAGAAAUACGCCAUCUUUCCUGACAUACAAAUUGGUAUGAACCCUCUUUUUAUGAUUGCUGGAGGAUCUCCAGUGGGUUCAGAUCCUGGAAAAGUACCACGACUCGGGGUUAUUCCGAGGUAUGCUAUGGAUGAGGCUGAGAUGAAGUGGUUUGAUGUCCCAGGACUCAAUUUUAUUCAUGCAAUCAAUGCUUGGGAUGAAGACGAUGGAGAUAGUAUUGUUGUUGUGGCACCUAAUAUUUUGUCUGUCGAGCAUACCUUGGAGCGGAUGGAUUUGAUUCAUGCAUCCGUGGAGAAAAUCAAGAUUGAUCUUAAGACAGGAAUGGUAUGGAGGCAUCCAAUUUCAACCAGGAAUUUGGAUUUUGCAGUCAUAAAUCCGGCUUAUGUUGGCAAGAAGAACAAGUAUGUGUAUGCAGCAGUUGGAGACCCUAUGCCAAAGGUAUCAGGAUUGGUGAAGCUAGACGUAUCAGUGUCCGAAGACGACCGCCGCGACUGCAUCGUUGCUAGCCGGCUGUAUGGACCAGGGUGCUUAGGAGGCGAACCAUUUUUCGUUGCAAAAGAGCCUAACAACCCCAAUACAGAUGAAGAUGAUGGUUAUGUGGUGUCCUAUGUCCAUGAUGAAAACACAGGAGAGUCCAGAUUCUUGGUUAUGGAUGCCAAAUCACCUAAUCUUGAAAUUGUGGCUGCUGUCAAGUUGCCGCAAAGGGUGCCUUAUGGCUUUCAUGGCCUCUUUGUCAGUGAAAAUGACCUCAACAAGUUAUGACUCUUGUGAUUCUAUAGAUGAAGAAUAAAAACAAACCCUAGAGAAGGACUAUGGGACAAUAUUGAUUGAGGGACCUAGCUUUCAUCAUCAAUUGAUUGAACUUAUUUUGUACAGAACUUGGAUUAUCAUUGCCAAAGAAGAUGUAACAGUAGCUAUAGUAAGUAUACACCAGGUACUAGUAACUAAACCAGGUAUGUCAAUUAUACAUUGUUUCAUGGUUGUGAAUUAAUUUAAAGGGAUAUACACUUCAGUUUGGGAUUAUCUUA
Coffea eugenioides is the source of this 2196-nucleotide messenger RNA. RefSeq names its product probable carotenoid cleavage dioxygenase 4, chloroplastic. The coding region runs from base 89 to 1930 and encodes 613 amino acids. The record is from RefSeq and is a predicted model, not a curated record. Gene Ontology annotation, biological process: carotene catabolic process. Gene Ontology annotation, cellular component: chloroplast stroma. Gene Ontology annotation, molecular function: carotenoid dioxygenase activity. The transcript has 2 exons. Lineage: Eukaryota; Viridiplantae; Streptophyta; Magnoliopsida; Gentianales; Rubiaceae.